AUGUUGCAUGCAGUGCCGCGGCGGGCGCUGCCUGCCCUGGGGGCGACGGGCCGGACCGCGGGCGCGGAAACGCGCGCGAGGCGGGUGCUAGUGACGCUGGGUGGAGGUGCGCGCCCCGUGCGGUGCCACGCGACGGCGGAGAAGGCGAAGGGGAAGAGCGGAGGGGGCAAGAAGCAGAAGGAGAAGAAGCCGAACCCGCUGGACAAGUACGAGGCCAUCAUCGGCAUCGAGACGCAUGUCCAGCUGCUGACGAAGACGAAGGCUUUCUGCUCGUGCCGCAACGAGUACGGCGCGCCGCCCAACUCGCACGUGUGCCCAGUCUGCAUGGGCCACCCUGGCACGCUCCCCUCUUUGAGCGCCCAGGCGGUUGCGCUGGCCCUCCGUGCGGGCCUCGCGCUCGGUUCGGACAUCGCGCGCCACUCCAAGUUCGACCGCAAGCAGUACUUCUACGCCGACCUCCCCAAGGGCUACCAGAUCUCGCAAUAUGACGAGCCGCUGUGUUCUGGCGGCAGCGUGCAACUGCACAUGCCGGACGGCAGCGGCGUGCGCGAGUUCUCCAUCGAGCGCGCCCACCUCGAGGAGGACGCGGGGAAGCUCACGCACGGCGGCGGCGCCGAGGGCGCGGGCGGGGACCGCCUUGCGGGCUCGGAGCACUCUCUGGUGGACUACAAUCGCGCCGGUGUGCCGCUGCUGGAGAUCGUGAGCGGCCCGGACAUGCGCAGCGGGCGCGAGGCGGCCGAGUACGGCUCGGAGCUGCGGCGCAUGAUGCGCUACCUCGGCGUCUCGGACGGCAACAUGGCGGAAGGGUCGAUGCGCUGCGACGUCAACGUGAGCGUGCGGCCGCGCGGGCAGGAGGCGUUCGGCACCAAGGUCGAGGUCAAGAACAUGAACUCCUUCUCCGCGAUGGCGAAGGCGAUCGAUUUCGAGAUCGAGCGGCAGGUCGGCCUCCACGAGGAGGGCCGCGCCGCGGACAUCGUCCAGGAGACGCGGUUGUGGGACGAAGGCAAAUCCAUGACCUACAGCAUGCGCAAGAAGGAGGGCCUCGCGGACUACCGGUACUUCCCCGAGCCGGACCUGCCCCCGCUCGACGUGACCGACGACGACCUCGCGGCGGCGCAGGCGGCCAUGGUGGAGCUCCCGCACGCGCGCCGCGAGCGCCUCCUCGCCGAGAAGAUCGCGCUGAAGGCCGCGUGCACGAUCACGGAGGACCUCGAGACGUGCGCGUACUUCGACGCGGCCGUGGCCGCCGGCGCGGACCCGAAGCAGGUGGCGAACUGGGUGGUAGGCGACCUCCAGGCUCACUGCAAGAACGAGCGUGUCGGCUUCGGGGACCUCCCGCUGACCCCCGCGCUGCUCGCGGAGCUCAUCGCGCUGAUCGACCGCGGCGUGAUCAGCGGCAAGAUCGCGAAGGAGGCGCUCCCGGACCUCCUGGCGGGCGGCGCCGGCGACGGCAGCGUCGAGGAGUACGUGCGCUCGAAGGACCUCGUGAUGAUAUCGGACGAGGAGGGCAUCAAGGCGGUGAUCCGCGCGGCGAUGGAGGCGAACCCGGGCCAGUUGGAGCAGUUCCGUGGCGGGAAAGAUAAGCUGCAAGGGUUCUUUGUGGGCGCGUGUAUGAAGGAGUCCGGGGGGAAGGUGGACCCGGCGAUGCUGAACAAGCUGAUCGGGCCGAUGCUGCGCGGGGAGGUCGAGUGA
This is a messenger RNA of Pedinophyceae sp. YPF-701, 1692 nucleotides long. The record is from the annotation of a GenBank genome assembly. NCBI's taxonomy places the organism in Eukaryota, Viridiplantae, Chlorophyta, Pedinophyceae.